Messenger RNA from Paramecium tetraurelia, 345 nucleotides. RefSeq lists its product as uncharacterized. The record is from RefSeq and is a predicted model, not a curated record. The transcript has 2 exons. Lineage: Eukaryota; Ciliophora; Oligohymenophorea; Peniculida; Parameciidae. Gene Ontology annotation, molecular function: metal ion binding.
AUGAAUCUAAACAGUGCCUAGCCAGAAAUGAGAUGUGUAAUAUGCUUAAACUUGAUGUCUAAUUAAGUAUUUAUGGAUUAAUGCAAUCAUUCAUUCUGUUUUGAAUGUAUUCGAAAGUGGUCUGAAAAAAGUCACUAAUGUCCACAAUGCAGAACAAAGUACACAAGUUUUCAUGAAAAAAAUGUUGACUCAAAAAUGAUGUAAAUUCUAUUUAAUCAUAAUAGCAUUAAGAGAUUUGAAGCAUCAGCAAUAGUCAAUAAUUAAGAAGAUAAACGUCUCAUGGCUUUGGCUGAUUUGGAUAAUACUUACUAUGAUUUGAUUUUACAACAAAUUGAUUCUAUAUGA